CGCAGCAGCAGCACAAGGUUGAGCUCAUGCGCUGCUGCUGCUCCUCCGUGCCGGCGGUCAGCACCUCUUACUCCGAAUAAACACCGCAACAUAACAGCAACACGGGGCCGGUGUGCGGAAUAAACCACAGGAGGUGACACAGGGGGGGAUUAGGAAACAGCGCGUCGCCAUCUUUUUCUUCAAGAUAUUUAAAAGAAACAGACUGAUAUUGAGAUAAUUAGAGAGAGGGAAAGAUAAAAUCACGUUUUCAAGAUGGCCGAACAAGUUUCGUCCACAACUCUAGACGAGGAGGUGAUGAUGAUGAUGGGGAAGGAGUCAGGGUUCAGUCAGGUGCCCGCACAUGGUGUGUUUGGUGGAGAAAUGGAUGUACGAGCCGCGAAGGAGACUGAAGGUCUGGAGAAAGAAGAUGCUGAUUCGAUUUCUGAACCUGUGGAUCUUGAAAGCCCUGAGGAACCAGACAGCACUCAGAUGGAGGAUUUGAUUAGUGUAGGGAAGAAACAGGAAGCUCUUAGAGACCAAGAACAAGCCUUAAACCUGAUGGAUCUCAAACAGGAGGAGGAGGAGGAGGAUUAUGGUUACGAUUAUGAGCAUAAGGAACCUGCACCAUCUUUCUCAGAGCAAAACCCUGUGAUUUCAUCAUCUGCUACAGAGCUCUUACAGGCAGCCUUCAGACCAGAACCUGAUGAUGAUGAGGUGAAGCCUGCUAAAAACAUUCUGGAUGAAGAUGAUGAUGAUUAUGUGGUGAAGCCUGAAAAGAAAGAGGACGUCUUGUUGAAAACCGAGCUCGAAGAACAACAUCAGGACUUUGUCUUUGGUGAGAAAGUGAAGGAGGACAUCUUUGCAAGUCGUUUCGAUCAAGAAAAGAAAGCUGAAAGUUUAAUCUUGGAGGAGAAACAGGAGCCGGAGAGUAGGAAUCAAGUGGAGGAACGAUUCAGAGCCGACUCCGAGUCGACUCCUGCAGCCUCUGCCUCUCCAACAGCCUAUGAACCCAGUCUUCCUUCCUUUGCUGCCGCUCCUGCCGCUCCUCCUCCUACUUUUUCGACUCUGGUGCAAUUUUCUUCAGAAUACGAGGAUUCUUCAUUAUUAGCUAGCACUCAACCCAGCGUCAAAACCGCCAUGGAUUCGUUCGGGAAUGAUCCACCCUCCAGGAGCAUGCCCAGAUACGACCCAGACGUAUUAAACCAGUCCGACGACGACCUGAUGUUUGAAACCAAAAGAAACCCGUUUCAUGACUUCUCACCUGUCGAGAAACCCAUUUCCGAGUUCUCUCCUUUUGGGGAAACCAAAGCAGCCAAGAUGUCUGAUAGUCCGUCUCCAGAUCUGGUCCAGAACGCCCACGCGGAUGUCGAGCCGCAAGACGAUUCGCCCGUGCAGGACUACGAGGGGUCUUUCGAUUCCAGAGAAGCGGCCACCGAGUCUCUGAGGCAACAGCUUGCGUCGUCUGACUUCUUUGGGAGCGCUCCUAAAGACGACGAGGAAUCCGGUUUGCCGCCGUCUCUCCCGGAUAUAUUAAAAUCUUCCCCUCACAAACAAGAUAAAGCGGACUCUGGAUCUUCAGAGGGAAGUCCUGAUUUCAGUCCGGUCCACAGAAGCGGCAAUGAUUCCCCGAAUGCUCCCUUCACGCUGUCUGCCAACAACCCGUUCGCUUUCGAAGCCAAGGUCCCUCUGGUUAAGGAGAUGACCGAGGAGACCGAGGCGAGGGCUGCGGAACGGGCAAGGAUCGAAGAAGAAGACGAAGAAGAAGAGGAAGAAAAAAAGACUUCGGAGCAAAUGUUUGGGACGUUCGAUCUCGUUAAGGAGACCGAAAUUUCUCCGAAAGGCCCCGAACCCGCCGUUGAGUACCAAGAUGAUUUUAAGACCUUGAGCCAAGAUUCUGGUCCGAUAGUGGACAAGUUUGAAUGUCUCAGCUUCCCAAGUGUAAAGGCCCAAACACACUCCGACUCUGAAAGCCCAUCCGCAGACUCGCUCUCACCAGUCUUGGACGCCAUGGCUAAGAACCCGGCAAGUUUCCAGAUCGAACCCGAGAAGAACACGGCACAGGUUGAAGAAGCGGAGGCCGCGGACGAAAUUUCCGAGCAAGAGGUAUCGUCCGAAGAGUUCGAGUUUGUUGAGAAACCACCUCGGGGUGCUGUGGAUGAGUUUUUGGAGACACUCGAGAGCUCAAAGUUCGCCAAAGCGUCGGAAAAUGCCGACACAGAUAACGCCGACGAUGAUGAUGAUGAUGAUGAAGACACGGCUAAAUUCACAGAUCAGCUAGAAGAGGCAAGUCCGGCUGAACAAGAGACAAAAAGUCAGACUUACUUCCUUCUCACAGAAUCGUCAAACGAGACCUCCGCGCCAAGAGGUAAGGCAGGACUAGAGCUGUCCCAGGAUUUCCUCAUUCCCUCGCAGGCUGCGGCUGCUGUUGCGGCGGCGGCACCGGUGUCAACGGCACCGCCUCCUGCGGUCAAAACCGACACGUCUGUCGUGAAGAAAGCGGAUCCAAAAGACCUGAAGCUGCCGAACCUGAACGCAGGAGCAGUGGUGGAGCUGCUGUACUGGCGCGACUUAAAGAACUCGGGCAUCGUGUUCGGAGCGAGCCUCCUGCUCCUGCUGUCGCUCAGCGCGUGCAGCAUCAUCAGCGUGCUGUCGUACGUGGCCCUGGCGCUCCUCUCCGUCACCAUCAGCUUCAGGAUAUACAAGGGCGUGCUGCAGGCCAUCCAGAAGAGCGAUGAAGGACACCCGUUCAAGCUGUAUCUGGAGCAGGACGUGUGUCUGCCCGAGGAAGUCGUCCGCAAAUACAGCGACAUCGCGCUCGGCCGGAUCAACACCGCCAUCAAGGAGCUGCGCCGCCUCUUCCUGGUUGAGGACCUCGUCGAUUCCCUGAAGUUUGCUGUGCUCAUGUGGAUCCUGACGUACGUCGGUGCCUUGUUCAACGGACUCACUCUUCUCAUUAUGGGUCUGGUUGCCAUGUUCACCUGCCCAGUAGUGUACGAGAAACACCAGGAACAGAUCGACCAUUACAUCUCGCUGGUGAGGAACCAGGUCAAGGAUGUUGUUGAGAAGGUCCAGGCGAAAAUCCCAGGAGCGAAGAAGAAGGCGGAGUGAAAAAACAAAACAACAGCAAAGCAAAACACCACAACGUUCGGUUCAGAGGCUCGCGUUUUUCCCGUGCUCUGUUCCAGUCUCUUAUUUUUCACAAAUCUCUCCACUACACAAGCCGUCUCGCCCAGCGGAAAUCCUGCUCGUUCUCCUUUCUGCCUCUCUCUUUUUUCUCUCUCUCUCUCUCUCUCUUCAUAACCAGUCGCUACAAUGAAUGAAGUUGUAAACACUUUUUUUUUUUUCUUUCGAGCCACUACUUAUUUAUCUUGACACGCUGACUGGUAUAUGACGUGACGUAAUGAGACAAGACUCGUGUUUCUUGACAGAGCGAUUAUAGUAUUCCAUUUUCUGCGUUUUUGUCCUCGGCAUCUACAGUAGGUCCUGACGUGUUUCAGAGUUAAAUCGGUUCAUUCUUCUCUUUUUUUUUUUUUUUUUUUUUUUUAAACGAGGGAGACUUUAACGGUACCGUUUGAAGAUAUCUAUGGUAUCUGUUGUUUUUUUUUGUUGUUUUUUGUUUUUUUAAAGUAUGAUUUAGUGUUCCUGUAAUUGUACUGUUUUCUUGAUAAACUGUGUAGAAACCUCUGACAUAAAAACAUCAUCUCUCCCGCUCCCUCUUCCCUCAGUGACUCUCAAGUCGCUCCAUUAGCACUUCAUAAAAGCAGCUUCUGAGUAUUUCUAUGCGAAUUAGACUCAUACUAAGAGAUAAGAGCAUACACACCGUCGUCAUUAUUAUUACCGAGACGCCUCGUUUCACUUUAUCACUUCAGCUUGUUUAUUGAAAAAUCUCCGGAACGGAAAGGAAAGAACGAGAAACGUUUACAAGACAUUUGACUUAUUAAAAAAGAGAAAUACUAAAAAAAGAAAAAAAAAAAGUUAUUUGUGGACCCAAUACUUAAAGCUGCAGCGUUAUGUAACAUGACUUAACACAUUGUUUGUUAUGCAAGUAAUUGUGAAUGAUUCUUCAUGCGGUCGUGGUGAACAUCUGUGGAAUGCAUUGUGAAAUGUAAAACAAGCACCAAUAAAGCUUCUAGACGAAUCAAA
Clarias gariepinus (North African catfish) is the source of this 4122-nucleotide messenger RNA. It is a transcript of the gene rtn4b, whose product is annotated as reticulon 4b. Bases 253 to 3087 code for a protein of 944 amino acids. The record is from RefSeq and is a predicted model, not a curated record. NCBI's taxonomy places the organism in Eukaryota, Metazoa, Chordata, Actinopteri, Siluriformes, Clariidae. The transcript is spliced from 9 exons. Gene Ontology annotation, biological process: brain development; endoplasmic reticulum tubular network formation; neuron differentiation. Gene Ontology annotation, cellular component: neuron projection; postsynaptic density.